AUGGAGCUGGUGCCCGCCCUCCGACCGCCGCAGGUAGUUGGAGAAGCUCAGCCAAUCAAGAGGUCUCUGGGGCAAAGAAGGCGGGACGAGGAGGAAAAGUUUAGGACAGGAGCGCCAACCAAUCCUGCGCCUAGCUGCCGGAGCAACCGCCACCAGCACCCACUUGCAGACGCCGCUCAGAGCGUGGGGGAUGGACUUCUUAGCCCCUGGAAUGCGAGAGAGAGAGGCUCAGGGGAGUUCCUGGAGUGGGGCGUAGAGGUACCUUCCGGAAAGGUCUGGAAGCAAAAGAGACUCCUAGUUGAGGGAGCUGCUGGAAGCCACCGGGGAGCUUCUGGUGGGGACCUUCCUAGGGUCCUUUUCCCUUCGUGGGGUACCAUGGAGUUCCCAGAACACAGCCAGCAGCUGCUGCAGAGCCUCCGAGAGCAGCGGUCCCAGGGUUUCCUUUGUGACUGCACCGUGAUGGUGGGUAGCACCCAGUUCUUGGCCCAUCGGGCUGUGCUGGCCUCCUGCAGCCCAUUCUUCCAGCUUUUCUACAAAGAGCGGGAACUGGACAAGAGGGAUCUGGUGUGCAUCCACAAUGAGAUUGUCACGGCCCCAGCCUUUGGGCUGCUUCUGGACUUCAUGUAUGCUGGCCAGCUGGUCCUGAGGGGGGAUACCCCUGUGGAGGAUGUGCUGGCUGCUGCCAGCUACUUGCACAUGAAUGACAUUGUUAAAGUGUGUAAGCGGCGGCUGCAGGCCCGGGCCCUGGCAGAGGCAGACAGUACCAAGAAGGAGGAGGAAACCAGCUCACAGCCCCCUAGUUUGGAGUUUUUGUCCACUUCCCGUGGCCCCCAGCCUUCGUUGGCAUCUGCUGAGACGUCAGGCCACUGGGGCAAAGGGGAAUGGAAGGGCCCUGCAGCUCCCUCUCCAACUGUCUGUCCUCCAGAUGAGCCACCAAUGCCUGGGGGGGCUGACACUACACAGCCCGGCAUGGAGGUCGAUGCACCACAUCUACGGGCACCUCCUCCACUAGUGACUGAUGUCUCUCUUGCCAGCCCCAGUAGCUCCACAGAGACCAUUCCUGCAAACUACUUCUCUCCGGGCCUUCCAGCAGUUUCAGUGGAGCCGCUGGCUCCCCUUGAUGUGGGUACUGAGAGUCUGAGGAUGGUGGAACCAAGGGGUGCUGGGGGACCACUGCAAGGCUUCUAUCCUCCGGCUCCAGCAGCAGCCCCAGUCCCAGCCCCAGUUCCAUCGCAGGCUCCAGCACCAGUGGAAGCUGAGCUGGUCCAGGUGAAAGUAGAAGCUAUUGUGAUUUCUGAUGAGGAGCCCGAUGUGUCCGAGGAACAGCCUCAGGGGCCUGAGGGACUAUUCCCGCCCGGAGGGGCAAUGUAUGGUGGACAGCCCCCUCAGUCAGAGGCUUUUGAGGAGCCAAGAGCAGCAGGACUGGAGGAGGUGGGACCAAGUGAGCACUUCCUGCCCCCGGAUUCUCACCUACCCUACCAUUUGCUGCCAGGUCCAGGGCAGUAUCCUCGAGGACUGGUGACAUCGCCCCUGCCUGCGCCCCCAGCCCUGCAUGAGCCACUUUACCUGCCUUCCGAAUAUGAAGCAACCCCGGGAAGCUUUGGGGUUUUUACUGAGGAUGUGCCCACUUGCAAGACAUGUGGGAAGACCUUCUCAUGUUCUUACACACUAAGGCGACACGCCACAGUGCACACACGCGAGCGCCCCUACGAGUGUCGCUACUGCCUACGCAGCUACACGCAGUCAGGGGACCUGUACCGACAUAUCCGCAAGGCUCACAAUGAGGACCUGGCCAAACGCAGCAAACCGGACCCAGAGGCCGGCCCCCUCCUAGGAGUGCAGCCCCUCCAUGGCUCCCCUACAGCAGACAAACAGAACAACAGUGGUGGAGGACCACCCAAAGAUUUUGUACUGGGCCCCAAAAACUGA
This is a messenger RNA of Odobenus rosmarus divergens (Pacific walrus), 1929 nucleotides long. RefSeq names its product zinc finger and BTB domain containing 3 (gene ZBTB3). Gene Ontology annotation, molecular function: protein binding; RNA polymerase II cis-regulatory region sequence-specific DNA binding; DNA-binding transcription factor activity, RNA polymerase II-specific. Gene Ontology annotation, biological process: regulation of transcription by RNA polymerase II. NCBI's taxonomy places the organism in Eukaryota, Metazoa, Chordata, Mammalia, Carnivora, Odobenidae. The record is from RefSeq and is a predicted model, not a curated record. The coding region runs from base 1 to 1929 and encodes 642 amino acids. The transcript has 3 exons. Gene Ontology annotation, cellular component: nucleus.